Molecule: messenger RNA, 4818 nt
Organism: Alexandromys fortis (reed vole)
Lineage: Eukaryota; Metazoa; Chordata; Mammalia; Rodentia; Cricetidae
Product: zinc finger protein 11
Exons: 4
Coding region: 511-2739 (742 amino acids)
Biological process (GO): regulation of transcription by RNA polymerase II
Cellular component (GO): nucleus
Molecular function (GO): RNA polymerase II cis-regulatory region sequence-specific DNA binding; DNA-binding transcription factor activity, RNA polymerase II-specific
Source: RefSeq, a predicted model, not a curated record
GCCAGUUGCUUAUCACAAGGCUAGAAGUGAAAAUUACAAUCUGCAAAUGCCUGAUAUUUAAUAGGGAUUUGAAUCAACUACAAGGGAAUGCAAAAUACACACAAGUUAGUCAAAAUACAUUGUACAAAAUUCUCAGGAUUGCUAAAAAUAUUUAAAAAUAAAAUAAAUCUUUAAAAUAAAAACCUGUGCAGCAAAGACCUGCCGUUUUGUCCUUACUCAGCCUACAAGUGGUAUUAACACAGUCAGUAAGGCUCUGGGGAGCCCAGAAACGCUCUCCAUCCAGUGCCACUAGACUGAGAUGGGCUUCAGCCUCUCUAGCUUUGUGUGGGAUCCGCCAAGGUGGAGUCCGUUUCCAGUCUGCACUUCCGGGCCUCGCUCUUGCUGAUCAGUCAGUGACCUCAUCACUCCUAAACCCCGCAGAAUCGGACAUGCUGGACCGGGUCUCCAGAACGGGAACCCGGAGACCCCGGAACGGUACGCUGAGGAACCCGCGAGCCCGGACACGCCGGAAUGGGACACCGCGGACACAACUGGUUCCGGAAUCCGGACAUGGAGCUGCUCUCAUUCGAGGAUGUGUCCAUUGACUUCUCCCCAGAGGAGCGGGAAUGCCUAGACCCUGCUCGGUGGAAUUUGUAUAGGGGUGUGAUGUUGGAGAAUUACAGGAACCUUGUCUCCCUGGGUCUCGCUGUGUGUAAGCCUUACCUGGUCUCAUCGCUGGAGCAGAGACAGGCGCCUUGGAAUGUGAAGAUACAAGAGCCAGGAACCAUGUGCCCAGAAAAUCUGUGCGACUGUAAUGACUCCACAAAAGCCUUUGAUCAUGCAGAAUGUACCAUCCGUCAGUGUGCGCACAGUGGAGAGGAGCCAUUGAGACAUGAAGAACAUGGCAAAGCUUUCGUUGAUGAUUCUGCUUCUGAUUGUCAUUUGCCCUACAAAUGUAAAGACUGUGGCAAAGCCUUUAAAUACCGCUCCAUCCUCUCCCAACACCAUGUCAUUCAUACUGCUGCAAGGCCCUACCAAUGUCAGGAGUGUGGCAAAGCCUUCAAAAGAAGUAGGAACCUCACACAACACCAGAUGACUCAUAAGAGGGAAAAACCAUACAAAUGUGAAGACUGUGGCAAAGCCUUCACUACACAUUCCGUACUUUCUCAACACCAAAUCAGUCACACUGGAGAGAAACCCUACAAAUGUAAAGACUGUGGCAGAUCCUUUAAAUAUAAUUCAACCCUCACUCAGCAUGAAGUCAUUCAUACUGAAGCAAAGCCCUACAGAUGUCAGGAAUGUGGCAAAGCCUUCAAGAGAAGGCACACCCUUAGUCAACAUCAGAUAAUUCAUAAAGGAGAGAAACCGCACGAGUGUAAGGAAUGUGGCAAGACCUUUAGUAAACAUUCAUCUCUUACCCAACACCAGGUCAUUCACACUGGCGAGAAACCCUAUAAAUGUAAAGAAUGUGGGAAAGCCUUCAGAUAUCAGUCAACCCUGACUCGACACCAAAUUGUUCAUACUGGGGCAAAGCCCUACAAAUGUCAGGAAUGCGGCAAAGCCUUCAAUAAUAGCUCAACUCUCAGUCGACACCAGAUAAUCCACACAGGAGAGAAACCCUACAAAUGUCAAGAGUGUGGCAAAGCCUUUUACUGUUCUUCAUUUUUGAUCCAGCAUAUGAAAAUUCAUUUUGAAGAGAUGCCCUAUAGAUGCAAAGAGUGUGGUAAACCCUUUAGGCUUUCCUCACAGCUGAUUCGACACCAGAGAAUCCAUACUGGAGAGGAGCCUUAUCUAUGUAAAGAGUGUGGCAAAACCUUCAAAUACCACUCAAACCUGACUCGACACCAAAUACUUCAUACUGGAGCGAAACCCUACAAAUGUCAGGAAUGUGGCAAAGCCUUCAAUAAUAGCUCAACACUUACUCGACACCAGAUAAUCCACACAGGAGAGAAAUCCUACAAAUGUCAAGAGUGUGGCAAAGCCUUUUACUGUUCCUCAUACUUGAUCCAGCAUAUGAAAAUUCAUUUCGAAGAGAUUCCCUAUAGAUGCAAAGAGUGUGGUAAAUCCUUCAAAUGUUCUUCGCAGCUUGUUCGACACCAGAGAAUUCACAGUGGAGAGAAACCCUACAUAUGUAAAGAAUGUGGCAAAGCCUUCAACUGUACUUCAUACCUUACUAAGCAUCAGAGAGUUCAUACUGGAGAGAAGCCCUACGUGUGUAAAGAGUGUGGCAAAGCCUUUAAUUGUUCGUCCUAUCUUUCUAAACACCACAGAAUUCAUGUUGGCGACAGACUGUAUAAAUGCAGAGAAUGUGGCAAAGCCUACUACUUUUCUUCACAGCUUAACCGACAUCAGAGAAUCCAUACGGGAGAGAAACCCUACAUAUGUCAAGAGUGUGGCAAAGCCUUCAACUGUUCCUCAUAUCUCAAUAAGCAUCAGGGAGUCCAUGUUGUAGAAAAGCCCUAUGUGUGUAAGGAGUGUGGCAAGGCUUUUAACUGUGCUGCAUACCUUACUAAGCACCAGAGGAUUCAUACCGGAGAUAGAGUUUACAGAUGUAAGGAGUGUGGCAAAGCCUAUUACUUUUCCUUCCAGCUCAAUCGGCACCAGAGAAUCCAUACCCGAGAGAAAUCCCAUCGCUGUAGGGAGUGCGGCAAAGCCUUUAUUACUUCUUCCAGCCUGAAACGGCACCAGGAAACUCAUGUUAGCGAAACCCAGCAGUGUAUAGAAUUUGGCGAAGCCUCAAUAGUAAGAAUUUGUCAGUAGGUGUUUCAUAAAGGGGAAGCACCCCACAUAUACAGUUCAGGACUUGAAUAACUGCAGGGUCACUAGCUCACACCAAAAGGCUCAUACGUGAGGGAGACACUCCAAGUGUGAAGUGUGCCGAAACCUGUAACAGGUGUGUAGCAGCUACUCUGUACUAAACAGUCCACAGAGGAGAGCAGCUUACAGACGCCAUAAUAUGGCCUGGCCUUGAGUCUCAGCAGAAAAUUCAUAUUGAAAAGAGCGCUGUCCUAUGUGUAGCCCUCAGAGGAGUCUAGUGCUGUCCUGGAAAUCCCCUCACUAAAUAAAAAUAUUAACAACACUUUCUCUAAUACCUCAGAUGGAUUUUUAGAAGACAGCCCAUACCUCAAGAAAUCUUGAUGUAUGUAAAGAGUUAGCACAGGACAGAAAUCUUAAGAGUAUGUGGAAUGUGGCAAAAUUUUGGACUUCUGCUUAUCAUUAACCAAUGGGGUGGAAAGAAAUACGCCACAGGUGUCACAGUUAUUUGACCUCAUCUCUGAAAAGAUGGAGUUUGUCAUACAUCCAAAUCUACUGAAUAACUUCACUGUUAAAAACUGUGCAAAGCUCGGCCGUGGGCCAUUUUAGCCUGCUUUCUGAGAAGUUUUUAACUUUUCUCCAGAGAGCAUAAAAUAGAUUUUGAAAAACUGUGUAUUAUGUACAAACUUUAUUCGAGUGCACACAUGGAGCGCAUCGGUCUUGUCAUCUCUAAUACGUAUGCUUGGCAUCUUAUUUUGUCACCGAGAUUAGACCGCCUUAUUGGAGUAUUACGUAACAAAUCUUAGUGGUAUUUUGUUGAGGAAUAGUGAAAGGCUGGUAAUCCCUGUUCUCAGUGUCCUUAUCCUUCAAACCUAUGUAUAAAUUUGAAGAUUCUCCUUUAAUCCGUUCUUUUUGCACUUACCCAGAAAUUAUGUGGGAUAUGUUAUAGCUUUCUGAAUUGUAAGUUAUUUAUAUUGUUUUUAUCAUAUGGGUUUUAUUCACACAUCACCCCUUAGUUGUACAAAGGACACAGAAGUGUUGGUAUUCAUUGGUGUUGAUGGCAACAUACAAAUCACAAUCUAAUGAUAAGCUUUAGGAGUAGCACUACAGAAAUACCAUAUGUUUGUGGGCAGUAAUUAAGAAUAAAAGGAAAUUAUAAAGAAGUUAUAAAGUCUUGAAUGGCCAAUAGUGAGGCAGGAGCAAGGAUAGGCAGGGCUGGCAGGCAGAGAGAAUAAAUAGGAGAACCAAGGGACAGUGGGGAAUGAGAACAAGGAGAAGUAGACAUCAGGGGCCAGCCACCCAGCUACACUGCCACUGAGCUACACAGCAAGCCACAGAGAAGAAGUAAAGAAAGGUAUACAGAAAUAGAGAAAGAUAAAAACCCACAGGCAAAGGGUAGUCAGGAUAAUUUAAGAAAAGCUAUCAAGAAACAAAACAAACUAAGGUUGGACAUUUAUAAGUAAGAAUAAGCCUCCAUGUAUGGUUUAUUUGGGAGCUGGAUGGUGGGUCCCCCAAAAACCAAAUUAGUAAAACAUCACACAACAAAGCUGGCAGACUAUAACAAAACCAAGGGUGCUUUUGGGAGGAGUAAUGUAUCCUGCCUGAUAGGGAGAAUGAGACAAUCAAAGUGUGCAUGCGUGCAUGUAUGUGUGCAUGAAGCCUGAAGGUGCCAAAUGUGUGAAUAAUAAAACCUCAGAGAAAUUGGGGUUCAACAUGAAGACCUGCAAAGACUUUGCAAAGCAAAGCAGCCAAUCACUGGCUCUUACCUCCACCUCAGUCCAGAAUGGCAAUCCUGCCUCCAGGAAUCCUCAGAAUGAGACUGUCUGAGAACUGUCUCCUCCCAUCUUAUAUUCCUCUCUAGGGCUGGGAUUAAAGGCGUGCACAACUACCACCUGCGUUUUAUGGCAAACUAUCAUGACUACUGGGAUUAAAGGUGUGUGUCAUUGCCUGGUUUGUAAGGCUGAUGAGUGGGACUGUUUUACCCUCUGAUCUUCAGGUAAGCUUUAUUUAUUAAAAUACAAAUGAAGUAUUUUAAUAAAUAAAUACAUGUGUGUGUGAAUAGUGUAUGUGUGUAUUGUGUGUGUG